GUCUACAAGAUGUAAAAGCAAUGCCAUUGUCACCAAGAAGUGUCAUAUUCUCUGGUCGAUUUAUUGGGUUGUUCUUAUUUAAUUUUAUGCUAGAGACUUAAUGUUUUGACUCUUAAAUAACGAUAAUAUAUUGAGUAAUGUGCUGACCGUUUUGGACAGAACUAUAAAGAUGGUCAAAGAGGUGCCAAUAUGACUGUUGUUACCUCAGACAGCAAAGAGCCAACAAUCAGUGGGACUGUGGCAUCUGCAGCACAACAGUCAAACACUGAAAACCAUGAGCUGUCAGAGGGAAAUACUGAAGUUAUGCAAAGCAAUGCCACUUCUGUCGGCCAAGAGGCAGACACAGAUGUCACUAUAUCACCUGACCUUCCAGACCAAUCACUAGCUCCUCAGGUACCAAAUGAUGUGACCAAGUUGUCUGGCAGUGAUAACCCCAGCACAGAGACUGCUGCUGGGGGUAAAUAUGAGGACCAUGAAGCUGCUGAUGAUGAUCAAGAAACUGAGGAUCCUGACGCCGCCUGGAAGGAGCAGAAGCGCCGCCUGCUGUUGACGCACCUCUCUGCCGAGCCCCCGGACGUGGAGGCGCUCCGGGCGGGAGCUGUGUCGCGCGGCGGCCUGCUGGACGACGCGCUGCGCCGGCGCGUCUGGCCGCUGCUGCUGCGCGCCGACCGGCCGGUGGACUGUGCGCCGGACGGCGAGAUACCCCUGCUGACCGGGGAGGAGGUGCGCGCCCACCCCUACCACCAUCAGGUGGUGCUGGACGUGGAGCGAACCCUCAAACGGUUCCCGCCCGGCAUCGAGGACUCGGUGCGGUUCGGCAUGCAGGAGAGCCUGGUGACGCUGAUCGUGCGCUCGCUGGCCGCUCACCCGGAGUUGCACUACUACCAGGGCUACCACGACGUGGCCAUCACCGUGCUACUGGUCUGCGGCGAGCCGCUGGCGCUCGACGUCCUCUGCAAACUGGCCGGGCGCCACCUGAGUGUGUUCAUGGCACCGAGCAUGGACGAGACCCGUGACCUGCUGACGUACGUGCUGCCACUGCUGGAGGCCCGCGACCCGCCUGUCUGCGAGUUCCUGCUGCGAUCCGAGGCGAUGGCCACGUUCGCGCUCUCGUGGCUCAUCACGUGGUUCAGUCACGUCCUUCCCGAGUUCUCGCUGAUCACGCGUCUGUUUGACUACGUGCUGGCCACCAGCUGGCUGGCGCCCGUCUACCUGACGGCGGCCGUGGUGCUGCACCGGCGGGACGAACUGCUGGCGGGCGAGUGUGACCUGGCGGCGGUGCACAGCCUGCUGGCCGACAUCCCCGACCACCUGCCCUGGGAGGACCUCAUGGAGAGCGCCACUCUGCUGCUGCGCGAGCUGCCGCCCGAGUCGCUCCGACCGCGGGUGGACGCGCUGAACCGCGCGCGGCGCCAGAGCGAGGAGGAGGAGCGCGAACGGAUGCGGCGCCGGCGGGCCGCGCUGCAGAGGCGGCGCAUGGUCGAGUCAUGGGUGCCGCCGCGCAACUGGACCGCUGUCGGACUGGCCAUCAGUGUGGCACUGCUGGCCGGCGCCGUCCACCUGUGGAGGGCCAAGAUGGACUGACGGACCACUGGGCACGGCUGACCUGCAGUCGACUGUCCUGGGACGGCGGCCGUCCGACGGUGGACCCGUCAGCGGGCGGGGAUGGUGAGUGGGGUACCCUACCGCCGUCAGUGGACCAGUGCCUAACGUUUCUGCCGUCUUGGGGGAAACGCAACUUUUCUGCGAGUCGGAUUCUCAAGAGCGUUGUCUUUGUCGUCGAUCGCUUGGGGACUGUUGUUUAGAGGUGUUGGCUGUUGUAAGCAUUCUGUGGGACCUGUGAUGGAGCAAUGAGCAUGUAUUGUCUCGCUCCUAUGUGUUGCAUGGUAUAUGCUAGUGGAAUUAUCAAGUGCAAUUCCUUAUGCGAGCAUUAAUAGGCGUAGUUGUCGAGGGCAAGCUUUCCGUAAGAGACCUACCUGCAAACGUUUCUAACAAGAUUUUCAGUGUGUUGUUGUUUCUUUCGAAUACGUUUAUUUAAAUUGAAAAUUAUUUCAGUUCUAGCUGUAUUGUUCAGCUAAGACGUUUUCCUUUUAAGGAGAGUUCGGGCUUUCGUUGAUAAUUAUUUGUCACUUCGUUUGCCUUAUUGUGAAGGUACAAACAGCCAGUUCAGUUAUGCUCACGUACCCUGUAUACUCGUCAUCAAUCUCUGAGCUGCGACCAAUGUGUUAGGGUCCUUGUGCCGUUUAUACUUGCUCCCUUGAAGGGACACGUUUGUCAUGACACCCUGUCCUGCUCUUCCGAUGUGUACUUCCGUGAAGAUGUAGGUAUAUUGCUGGGAGAUGUUGUUUUCCCGAGUUUUGCUUUGCGAUUUAAAUGUGCAUCAUCCAGCCGGGGAAAUGUUAGCCAGAUUGUUACAUUAUGUGCUCUAGUCAAAGAUACACACGACGCGACAUCUUUUGGUUAGAAUGGGUCCAGAUUGUCGCUGUUAUAUAUUUGGAGCCUGUUGAAGGUGAAAUGUCUAUAUUGGGAGUCAUGAUUCCUUGAAAAUAUAUUGUAUUUAUGGA
Amphibalanus amphitrite is the source of this 2564-nucleotide messenger RNA. Its product is annotated as TBC1 domain family member 20-like. The record is from RefSeq and is a predicted model, not a curated record. The coding region runs from base 190 to 1584 and encodes 464 amino acids. Gene Ontology annotation, cellular component: endoplasmic reticulum membrane. Lineage: Eukaryota; Metazoa; Arthropoda; Thecostraca; Balanomorpha; Balanidae. Gene Ontology annotation, molecular function: GTPase activator activity. Gene Ontology annotation, biological process: positive regulation of GTPase activity; endoplasmic reticulum to Golgi vesicle-mediated transport. The transcript is spliced from 2 exons.